This is a messenger RNA of Ctenopharyngodon idella (grass carp), 5707 nucleotides long. RefSeq names its product colony stimulating factor 1 receptor, a (gene csf1ra). Gene Ontology annotation, molecular function: cytokine binding; macrophage colony-stimulating factor receptor activity; ATP binding. The record is from RefSeq and is a predicted model, not a curated record. The transcript has 21 exons. Gene Ontology annotation, biological process: cell surface receptor protein tyrosine kinase signaling pathway; cytokine-mediated signaling pathway; protein phosphorylation. Gene Ontology annotation, cellular component: signaling receptor complex; CSF1-CSF1R complex. NCBI's taxonomy places the organism in Eukaryota, Metazoa, Chordata, Actinopteri, Cypriniformes, Xenocyprididae. The coding region runs from base 109 to 3039 and encodes 976 amino acids.
UCCUGUCAGUCAGAAAUGAGAAGUCUGUGUUGAAGGACCAAAGGAUCAGUCCUUAUUUCCUCUGAGACACUGAAGACUGAUAAACUAUUGAACAGGAGCCGCUCUGAGAUGUUUGCGGUCCUGUUCUUCUGCGGGAUCUUGUAUGGCCCAGCCCAGGGUUGGUCUGAACCGCAGAUCAGACUGAACUCUGGCGCUCUGGCCGGUACCGAUGUGAUUCUCAGCUCUGGUUCUGUCCUACAUUUGAUCUGUGAGGGCGAAGGACCGGUGACAUGGAUUCCCCAACUGGCCAAAAACAAACGUUACAUCUCCAAAGAGGUUGGAAACAUCCGGAGUUUCCAUGUGGAAAGAGCCAAGGUGGAUUUUACAGGAACAUACAAGUGCAUCUAUAUGAAUGCAAGUUAUUCAAACGUGUCGUCUUCUGUUCAUGUGUUUGUCAGGGGUUCCCAAGAGCUCUUUUUUUCACUGAGUAAGACUCGGCCACCUGUGGCGAAAGAAGGUGAAGAUCUGUUGAUCCCGUGUCUUCUGACCGAUCCCGAUGCCACGGACUUCACGUUACGCAUGGACAAUGGCUCAGCGAUGCCUUACGGCAUGAAUGCAACCUUUGACCCCAGAAAAGGCGUCCUGAUUCGCAACGUUCAGCCUGGAUUCACCGCCGACUACGUUUGCAGUGCUAGAAUUGGAGGGGUUGAGAAAAUGUCAAAGAUAUUCAAAGUAAACAUCGUACAAAGGUUACGCUUUCCACCAUAUGUGUUCCUGAGGAGAAACGAGCAUGUGAAACUGGUGGGAGAGAGAUUACAGAUCAUUUGCACCACAAAUAACCCAAACUUUGACUAUAACGUCACAUGGACACACUCCACUAGAAAGCUGCCUCAAGCAGAAGAGAAAUCAAAGAUGCAGGGGGAUCGUUUGGCCAUCGAGAGCGUUCUGAUCAUACCGGCUGUUCAGCUGUCUGAUUCGGGGAACAUCACCUGUACGGGUCAGAACGAGGCCGGAGCGAACAGCUCCACCACACAACUGCUGGUCGUGGGCGAGCCGUACAUUCGUCUCUCCCCGAAGCUCUCAUCUAAACUCACCCACCGCGGUCUGUCCAUCGAGGUGAGGGAAGGGGACGAUGUGGAUCUUGGUGUUUUGAUCGAAGCAUAUCCUCCUCUGACCUCACACCAGUGGGUGACUCCAACAUCCCACAAUGCCUCACUCCCAGAGAACACGUUUUACAACUACAACGACAGGUACGAGGCACUGCUGUUCCUCAGGAGACUGAACUUCCAGGAGAUAGGCCGCUACACACUCCAUGUGAAGAGCAGCAUGAAAAAUGCCUCCAUUACAUUUGAUAUUAAAAUGUACAAGAAACCUGUUGCGACGGUGAGAUGGGAGAAUGUCACAACUCUGACAUGUAGGUCUUACGGAUAUCCAGCUCCCAGCAUCCUCUGGUACCAGUGCACAGGAAUCACAACCACCUGCCCAGAAAACACCACAGACCUUCAGCCCAUCCAGACGCAGACGGUGGAGUUCCUGAAGGAGCCGUACGGAUCGGUGGGUGUGGAAAGCGUCCUGACCGUGGGACCGAACCGCAGAAUGACCGUGGUUUGCGUGGCCUUCAAUCUGGUCGGCCAAGGCAGUGACACCUUCUCCAUGGACGUCUCUGAUCAACUCUUCACCAGCACCAUGUAUGGCUGUGGAGUGGCGAUGCUGGUUCUGGCGCUGCUGCUCGCCAUCAUGUUCUACAAGUACAAACAGAAACCCAGAUUUGAGAUCCGCUGGAAAAUCAUUGAAGCCACAAACGGAAACAACUACACCUUCAUAGACCCGACACAGCUUCCAUACAAUGAGAAAUGGGAGUUUCCUAGAGACAAAUUAAAGCUAGGUAAGACUCUGGGUGCAGGUGCCUUUGGGAAGGUGGUGGAGGCCACGGCGUACGGCCUGGGGAAGGAGGACAAUGUCACACGUGUUGCUGUGAAAAUGCUGAAAGCCAGCGCUCAUCCUGACGAGCGGGAGGCUCUGAUGUCAGAGCUGAAGAUCCUCAGUCACCUCGGACAGCACAAGAACAUCGUCAACCUGCUGGGCGCCUGCACACACGGCGGUCCUGUGCUGGUGAUCACAGAGUACUGUUGUCAUGGUGAUCUUCUGAACUUCCUGCGUAGCAAAGCCGAGAACUUCCUGAACUUUGUCAUGACGAUUCCAAACUUUCCAGAGCUGGCGACGGAUUAUAAGAAUGUGAACACUGAUCGAAUGUUUGUCAGAAGUGACAGUGGGAUUUCCAGCACCUGCUCUGAUAAUUAUCUGGACAUGAGACCGGCCACAUCCAGACCCACAAACUCUGUUCUUGGUUCUUCUUUUGAGUGUCAGGCAGAAGAUUCGUGGCCGCUCGACAUGGACGACUUACUCAGAUUCUCCUAUCAGGUGGCGCAGGGACUCGACUUCCUCGCGGCUAAAAAUUGCAUUCACAGAGAUGUGGCGGCCAGAAACGUUCUGCUCACCAACAGUCGAGUGGCCAAGAUCUGUGAUUUCGGACUGGCACGAGACAUCAUGAAUGAUUCCAACUACGUGGUCAAAGGAAAUGCCCGACUUCCAGUGAAGUGGAUGGCUCCAGAGAGUAUUUUCGAAUGCGUUUAUACAGUUCAGAGUGACGUCUGGUCUUACGGCAUUCUGCUGUGGGAGAUUUUUUCACUGGGUAAGAGCCCGUAUCCCAACAUCCUGGUGGACUCGAAGUUUUAUAAAAUGAUCAAAUGUGGCUAUCAGAUGACCAGACCUGACUUUGCAUCUCCAGAGAUGUACACUAUCAUGAAGAUGUGCUGGAACCUGGAAGCCGCUGAGAGACCAACAUUCAGCAAGAUCGGUCAGAUGAUCGAGAGGAUGCUGGGAGAUGCACCUGACGAACAGGAGACAGAGUACAAAAAUCUCCAGUCUGAAGAGCCUAGUGACGAACAACCAGAGUCAUGUGACCCUGUGAAGCCUGAAGAGGAGACAAAUGAGACAUCAUGCGACCAGGAAGAAGAAGAUCAGCCACUCAUGAAAGCUAACAACUACCAGUUCUGCUGAGUUCGGCAUAGCUAACUGCCAGAUCUUCUUUCUGUACGUCAAUAAUAGUAGCAGACACACGCAUGUAAACAGAGAUCUGAAGCGCCUACAUUCAUGCUAUCUGUGGAAGCUUAUUUCCGCCACAGAAUAAAAAAGAAACUGUGACUUUUUUCUCACAACCGCGAGUUUAUAUCUCACAAUGAUGACUUUGUUUUUCUUGCAAUUGCGAGUUUAGAUCACACAAUUCUGUCUUUUUCUCUCGUAAUUCCAAGUUUAUGAGAAAAAAAGUCAGAAUUGUUAGAUUAAAAAGUUGCAGUUACCUUUUUAUUUUUUUUUGGUCCAUGGUAAAAACAGGCUUCCAUAGUCAUCAAACACAGUCUCGGUGUGAUUUUACACGCACUGAUUUUGUUGCUCUGCUUGAAUAAUCUUGUAAACACUCAAGUUUGUCUUCUAAGAUUAAGAUUAACAUACGUUGUUUGAACAUGAGCUGGUUUCACUUCUCUGCGAAGAGCAAGAGCAGAAAAACUCCACACCUCGAAUUUGCUUGUCGUGCGACAUGCCUUUUUGGUAAACGUGUCUUUUUUUGUUACUUGAACUUCUCGGUUGUCAAGAUUGAAAAUCAGCGUGUUCAGCAUUUUACAAGAGAAAUAUUGUAUUUGCAAACGCUGUGUGUUUCACUUCCACUUUAUACUUUUGCAAUUAUUGAAAAACUCACAAACAAACAAACAUGAUGUGCAUCUGCAUCACACGUAACUCUCCUAAUCGGGAUAUAUCAGCUCGGGUUUGCGUUUCAUGCAGGAUCAGUGGAGGUCAAAGGUCAGAUAUGAAAUGAUUCAUCUGCUCUGGGAGCUGUCAGUUUGUCUUCUGCUCUAGUUCUUACUCAAUCCUUGUAGGAAAACACAGUAUUUUAUUGCUUCCCACGGAGAUUACGGUGCUUUGGAGUGAUAGCGCGAGGUCAGCGCAGGUUUGGAGGACAGAUUCACGUCUCCAGCGGGUGAAAUAUUGACAUACUGUGGGUGCAAUAAUGUGGACCGAUAGUUGUCUUAUUUCUGCAGAUAGCUGUGGGUCAAAGGUUAAAUGCAUUCUCAUUAAGCCACAACCUUAAAAAGCAUUAGAAAUAGCAAGGAAAACAAUGACUGACGACCGCGCAGAAACCAUUUUAGGAAGAAAAACCAUUUGCUUUUUCCUGGAACAUAAAAUGAAAGGUAGACAAGUUUCGUUUCUUUUUAAUAUGGACAUUUACACUGAAAGAACACGUUCUUUCUCAGUAUUUUUGACUUGUUCUCAAGUACAAAUUUCAAAACAUUCUUAAAUCAAGAUAAAUUUACUUGUGAAGAAAAAUUACUUGUUUAUUGUUUACUGAAAAAAUGUAUCAAAAUUAAGUGAGUUUUUGCUUAAAAAAUAUCGGUAACACUUUACAAUAAGGUUUCAUUUGUUAACAUUCUACAGCAUUUAUUAAUCUUAGGUAAUCUCAACAUUUACAUCUACUACAUUUUUAAGAUCAGUAGUUGUAUUAACUGUGAACUAACAUGAACAUGAACAUUUUUAUUAACUAACAUUUAGUUAAUGUUAGUUAAAUACAUUGCUCAUUGUUAGUAAUGCAUUAACUAAUGUUAACAAAUUAGACUUUAUUGUAAAGUGUUACCAAAAUGUCAGUUGGAUCAGAAAAAAAUCUUUUCCCUUUGAAUUAAGUUUAUUUUUCUGACCACAAACACAGAUAUUUUUUUUUUUGUUUUAAGCAUAAACUCACUUCAUUUUGAUAUUGACAUUUUUUCAGAAAACAAAACUUAAUAUCAUAAAUCAAGGUCCAUUUACUUGAGAAGCAAAAUUACUUAAGAAUGAGAUAUUUGUAAUGGGAAAACAAGGCAAAAAUCUUUAUUAUUAUUAUUAUUAUUAUUAUUUGCAGUGUAAACUCGAAGGAUUUAUAUGGCAGAAAUGUUUUAAGCUGAAUGGCAAAUUAUGUUUUCAAACUUACUACUUUCGUCAAACUCAAAAAUUGUGAGGAGAAAAAAAAAAUUGUUUUGUUCUGUAGUUUCUUAAUCAUUUGAAAUGGUUCUCAAAGCAAAUUGUAGCAUCAGACACACACUGCCAGAGUAACUUUAGGUUGCUUCAAAAAUGUGAUUUUUUUUCUCUCUCAAAGUACAAACUGCCAUAUGUUUAUAUUUUAUCCUUUUUUUUUUUUUACCUUUAUUCUUAUGCAACAAUUUUUUUUAUUGUUUAAUUAUAUGAGAUUUCAAAAUAAUGAUAUAGUAUGUCUUUCAAUAAUGUCAUAAUGAUGUCUUUCUGAGCGCUUAUCUAUAUGUAAAUUAUCUAUGUGCAUAUCUUUAUGUAUAUUAAUAGUUCCCAUGAUGCUCUCAUUAAUGAAUUCUGCACCAUGGAUAUCUACAGAUCUGUAUAUUUUUGUUUUGCUACUGAAAGCUACUAAUAAAGCACGGAAAUGUCACGUGAUGUUGUUUUUAUCACUGAAAAUGCAGUUUAUUGAGAGCGACCGUGAGGUCACUCGGUGUCAGUGGAUUCAGCUGCUGCUUGAGUGAUCAAGUCAAACACAAACUUAUAAUUGAGUCAGAGUCUGUCAUGUCAGAUCAAAAUGCACUCAAUAAAUACUUCAACUUGUCAAAGAGUAUUUCUAUGCAUGAAAAAGCUGUUAAAAUAUGAAAUGAAAAUAAAUACUGUUGGUUUUCUGCCUGUA